GGUAUGUUUUUAUUGAUAUUAAUUAAGGCUUUUUGAGAAACUUUAUUUUAUAUACGGUAAUAAACGAUUGGAUAUGAAUAAUUAAACGAAAUAACUACACACACGAAACCGUUGUCUUGUGUUAAUUGAUAGGGAGUACGAAAAAUGGAGGCUGUACUCAGAGCAAACAUUCGGUUACAGACUCCAGCAAACCAAUUGGUGAACUAUGUUAUUUACAAUGGAUGUAUCCAAGGAAACAAAUUACAGGAGUUCAUCAUGCAUUCCUCUACAAAUGUGAGAUACGGACUUCAAAUACUUGCACGAUUGCCUCUGCUGAUCGCAAUACAUUUCUGGUUUUUACUCGGCCCUUAUUCGGAAAGCAGCAUUUUAUGGAUACCUUGUUUACUAGUCAGAUACUUCGUGGGAUAUACAAUGGCUCGUGCUUGGAUUUUCAACAUCAAAACUUUGAUCAUCUUCUACAUAUUGAUAUUCUUAGAACUUACAGUUGCAGUGAUAGAAGAAUCGUUUUAUUGGUCAAUUCAAAACGAGGCAAAUGAAGUUUGUCAUAUAUCAAGUGUUAUCAUGUGGGGAGAUGUAAAAGAUUGCUGGUGGGUACCAGCAUUUGGUGUUCUAUUGCUUGAAACUAUUUACUAUUGGCUGCAUGUGUACAAUAAAACGCAGAUUAAACAUUCAAGUCAGCUUAAACUUUACGGUUUUAUCUUUAUUAUCUUUCUCGUACCUUUUAUAUUGCCAAUAUUUGGUAUUCUUCCUAAUCUUGUUUCUACAAUUGGCUACUUUAUUUACAAGGUGCGUUUGGCAGUCAUUUUGACCAAAGGAACUUCUAAAAUGGAGGCCGUAGAUGUAACAUGUGAUAAACUUGCAUUGCGUGAAGAAGUUAGAAAAUUUGCCUCCCUCGAAGAAGAAGCUCGGCCAAUAUCAAAACAAAAAAUAGCUGUUUUACAGGAAAGAGUUGAACUGAAUCGGAAUGAAGCAAAUAUAAUGACAAACUUUACAAAUAAUAAAGGUGUAAGAGAUAUAUUCUUUAUUUUUGGAGUUUUGUACUAUGGGAUAGCAUUGAUUCUAGAGCGUGUCUGGUAUGACAGCAAUAACAUUUCUGAUCCUGUAUUUUUGAACUCUGUGUGUAAAUUUAUACUAAGAUGGUCAACAAGUGUUGUUCUUAUUCUAACUUUAUCAAACUGCUUGAUUUUCAUAGAGAGAAUUGUUACCUGUCUACCAGUAUGGUUUGUAAGCUUGGAAACAACUUUUAUAGAUGCGAUAAAUAUACAAAUUGAUAGCAAUAUUGCCCAUUUUACAUUUUGUACAUUAUUAAUUGAAUCUGGCAUCCCUUCUUCAGAUACUGAUUUUGAUUUAAAAGCUAUUAUGAUAAUUGUCGUGAUAUUCUUUUAUUUCAUAUUACAAAAAGCAAUAGUAAUUCCUGGUCGCAAAAUUCUAGAGAUAAGCAAUCGAGGUUCAGUUCCUACUAUUUGGUAUUAUUUAAGAGUGUUUAUUGUUUUUCUCGUAAUGGUAGUUAUUCCUUUAGCAUUAUUUACUUUCUUUGCAGGUGAGCUUUUUCAAGAAACAUGGCUCUUGUUUUUUUCAUCCGGGAGUAUUAUUCUAAUAUCAGAUGUGAUGUUUUUCGCAAUUGAAUUGGUUUUUGUUUCUUUGACAUGGUAUACGGAUGAAUAUUUACCUGCAUUAGAGCGUUGCAUACAAUAUACACAUAUUGCUAAAGAAUGCAGCUACAUAAUUCUAUUGCCUUUACAUUUUUAUGGCAGGUACACAUUAUCAGCAUUUAGAGCAUGGUGGGUUCUCCGAGUCGGUAAUUUGAUUUUAAAUAAUGUUGCAUUGCUAACCCUUUUUAUUUCGCAACGGAAAAAGGAGUACGAUUAUAAUAAAGCUAUGUUACUGUUAUUUAACAGUCUUUCUGAUGUUUCAUACGCAUCUUUAAAUGAGGUUGAUCACUUAGAUCAUACAUGUUCAAUCUGUUUUGCAUCAAUUAAAGAUGGUAAAGAACUCCCGUGCAUGCAUGUUUUCCAUGCAGAAUGUUUGAGACGAUGGUUUAAGGUAAGGACAGUUUGUCCUACCUGUAAUUUAUCGUUGGCAUAAACAUCAAUAUAUCUACAUUUUUCAACGAGCGAAACAUGAUUAAAUAGGCGGCUCGACAGUUGAUUUAUUUGUAUGUAAACAUACAAACGAAAGUUUUUUGCUAAACUUAUCCUAUCCUGGUGUUAAGAGUAUAUUGAAUACUUAAUACUGUUGUAAAUCAAAUUGAGUCAAUGGCAUUUUCAUUUUUUCCGUUUUGGUAGAACUCAAGUUCAUGCGUGUCAUGCAUGUUAAGCAUUUGAUUAUUUAAAUCAUUUUGUUGAUAUAACUGAUUCUGAUCGAAUACUAUAUAUCAAUUGAAAUGAUAGACAUUAGCUUGAAAUUUAUUUAUGUGGUUUUGUUUUUGGCAAGCUGUAUGAUAAUUAUGCAAUUUGUUGAAGUGUUUUUUUUUUUCUGUUUUUUUUUAUA
This is a messenger RNA of Ruditapes philippinarum (Manila clam), 2490 nucleotides long. Its product is annotated as RING finger protein 145-like. Bases 145 to 2085 code for a protein of 646 amino acids. The record is from RefSeq and is a predicted model, not a curated record. NCBI's taxonomy places the organism in Eukaryota, Metazoa, Mollusca, Bivalvia, Venerida, Veneridae. Gene Ontology annotation, molecular function: zinc ion binding. The transcript has 3 exons.